Chroicocephalus ridibundus (black-headed gull) is the source of this 1616-nucleotide messenger RNA. RefSeq names its product epithelial cell adhesion molecule (gene EPCAM). The record is from RefSeq and is a predicted model, not a curated record. Gene Ontology annotation, cellular component: bicellular tight junction; membrane. Lineage: Eukaryota; Metazoa; Chordata; Aves; Charadriiformes; Laridae. Bases 222 to 1145 code for a protein of 307 amino acids. The transcript has 9 exons. Gene Ontology annotation, molecular function: cadherin binding involved in cell-cell adhesion.
AGGGGGGUGUCGGUUUAACAGCGCCCGGCUGGCCCGGGAGGAGGAGCUGCCGCCUGCGCGUCUCAGGUGUAACCGGAGCCGGGAGGGCGCGGCGCAGCCACCACCACCUGCGGAACCUGUCGGGUGGCUCACAUCGGCUCGGCCGUCGCGCAGGCACCGCUCCCUCUCCUCCGCCCGCGCCCUCGGAGGACUCUUCCCCGGCCCCUCUGCCGACCCCAGCCAUGAAGCUGCUCUGCGGAGCUGCGCUCCUACUGCUGCUUUGCACCGCCGCUUGCGCCCAGAAUAACCCCUGCAUCUGCGAGAAGAACAAGCGUGUGACCAACUGCCGGCUGGAGAACGGCGUCUGCUGGUGCGAUUCAGUGGGCUCCGGCGUCUCCGUGGACUGCAGCAAGCUGACUUCAAAAUGCCUGUUGAUGAAAGCGGAAAUGAAAGGCUCAAAAUCAGGUCGUCGUGAGAAACCAAAAGAUGCGUUUGAAGAUACUGAUGGGCUUUAUGAUCCCGAGUGUGAAAAUACUGGCGUUUUCAAGGCAAAGCAGUGCAAUGGAACCACCUGUUGGUGUGUGAAUACAGCUGGUGUUAGAAGAACUGACAAACAUGAUGCAGACUUGAAGUGCGAUCAGUUAGUCAGAACAAUGUGGAUCAUCAUUGAAAUGAAACAUGCUGAGAGAAAUGCUCCACUGGACACUGAAUCUUUAAAGAGGUUCUUCAAGGAAACAAUUACCAGUCGUUACAUGCUGGAUGGACGCUAUAUAAGUAGCAUUCUGUAUGAAAAACCUUACAUUACUAUUGACUUGAAGCAAAACUCCUCUGAAAAAUCUUCUGGAGAUGUGGAUAUAGCUGAUGUGGCCUACUACUUUGAAAAAGAUGUAAAAGGUGACUCCAUCUUUCAUGAUAACAUACUAAACGUGAGUUUUGGUAAUGAAAGGCUCAGUUUUGAGAAGACAUCGGUCUAUUAUGUUGAUGAAAUACCACCGGAGUUUUCCAUGAAGUCUCUGACUCCUGGCCUCAUCGCUGUCAUUGUAGUAGUAAUAGUAGCAAUAGUUGCUGGAAUUGUUGUUCUGGUCCUCACAAGGAGGAGGAAAGGGAAGUACGUGAAAGCAGAGGUAAAGGAAAUGAAUGAAAUGCAUAGAGGGCUGAAUGCAUAAUAAAAUCGGCUGACAACAGAGUAAGAUUCAAAGACGAGACGACAGAAACAUUGGAGGCAUGGAUCUUAACUCUUUAAAGAUUACCCCUGAAAGGGAGGCAAAUAUGCUCACUUGAUGAUUGCUAAAACUCUAACAGCCAAGACUGGUAACCAUGCUACUAUUUUUACUUUUAUUUGAGAGUUAAAUCUUAAAUGCCCCAUCUUACUCAAGUCAAACUUAAAUACUGCUCCCUGAUUUUGUUUUUAUUAUGAUAAUUAAAUGAGUUGUCAACUGCUGUUACUAGGGUUUUGGAGCAUACAUGUUUAAAUGGUUAUUUUAGCCUUGUGGGAGGUUUAUGGAAGAUAAUGAUUUUUGUAGCCACGUUGUAACAAAAUGUCUCCUUAUAACUCAAUGUGAUGUUUUUAUGGCUGUUUGUACAUAUUUGAAGUUGUAACUUUUUUAUGACUUGAAUUAAUAAAACUUUGAAACAGG